Orbilia oligospora ATCC 24927 is the source of this 525-nucleotide messenger RNA. RefSeq lists its product as uncharacterized. Gene Ontology annotation, biological process: vacuolar protein processing. Lineage: Eukaryota; Fungi; Ascomycota; Orbiliomycetes; Orbiliales; Orbiliaceae. The coding region runs from base 1 to 525 and encodes 174 amino acids. Gene Ontology annotation, cellular component: intracellular membrane-bounded organelle. The record is from RefSeq and is a predicted model, not a curated record. The transcript has 2 exons.
AUGGCGCAGAAAGCAGCAAAAGCCACGGCCCGAAGAAAUGAAUCCUCUUUAAACAACCUCCACCUCAUCUCUCUCGCCUUCAACCUCUUCUUCAUCCUCUACCGUUUCGUCUAUCACUAUUCAUCCAUCACAAAAGCCUCAAUAUACUGUUACAUCAUCUUUAACGCCCCAGCCCUCGGUAUCCAGCUUUACCUCGAAAGUAUAGGCCGUCCGAAAGAUGCUCGUAAAGCCGGUGACGACCUUGGCUCCAGUGGGAUGAUGGAGAUGAUGUGGGAUGUGAUUUAUGUCACUUGGGCUUGUUUGACACUUGUCGCUGUGUUUGGAGAAUCGCUUUGGUGGCUGUGGGCUGUUAUCCCGGUGUACGGGGCUUACGCAGCAUAUACGGCAGCGACGGGUAUGAGAGAUACGCUUGGUGGAUUGGGAGGAGCUGCGAAUGAUAUAGCUGCACCUGGAGCGGGUGGUAGUAAGAGACAGGCGAAGAUGGAGAAACGAACUUCUGAGGGCAAGAACGUUCGGUAUAGAUAG